AUGUCUGGUCCUGAAGUGGGAGGACCAGUUGCUUGUGCAGAAAGAACAAAAUCUGUUGAUGCACUUACUAAGAAAGAGAUCUUAUCGGUGUUAAACAAUGGAGAGAUUUCCGAAACUUCUGAGGAUGCUAGGUUCAGAGUUAGAAAGCUGUUUCUCCCCAAUGGCGAAUCCUAUGAUGGUUCUUUGCUUGGAAAUGUUCCCGAGGGAUCAGGGAUGUACGUGUGGUCAGAUGGGUGUGUUUACGAUGGAGAAUGGAGGCGUGGGAUGAGACAUGGAACUGGAAAGAUGAGGUGGGCUUCUGGGGCAUGGUAUCAUGGUGAAUUCUCAGGCGGUUAUAUGCACGGUACAGGGACUUAUACGGAUGCUAACAACUUAACGUACAAAGGAAGAUGGCGGCUUAAUCUCAAGCACGGGCUCGGAUAUCAGGUUUACCCAAAUAGAGAUGUUUUUGAAGGUUCUUGGAUUCAGGGGAUGGGAGAAGGGCCAGGGAAGUAUACUUGGGCUAAUGGAAAUGUCUAUCUCGGGGAUAUGAAAGGCGGGAAAAUGUCGGGAAAGGGUACGCUGACUUGGAUUACCGGGGACUCCUAUGAAGGAAGUUGGUUAAAUGGAAUGAUGCAUGGUCUUGGUGUAUAUACGUGGAGCGAUGGCGGUUGCUAUGUUGGGACAUGGACACGGGGUUUGAAAGAUGGGAAAGGCUCAUUUUAUUCAGCGGGAACUAGAGUUCCCGCUGUGCAAGAGUAUUAUUUAAACGCUCUAAGAAAAAGAGGUGUUUUACCGGAUUUUAAAAGACAGAACCAAGUUGCUUCUUCGGUUAAUAUGGAAAAUCUUAGAGUUGGUGUGAACCGUAAUAAGCUCUCGAAAGGGAGCUUAAUAAACUUGGAACAGUCCCGGAAUGGAAGGGUUUCUUUAGAAAGGCGUUGGAGUCUUGAAGUGUCUAUCGAGAAAGUGAUCGGACAUGGUUACUCGGAUUUAUCCGAAGCAGUUUUAGAUAGCGGAAGCAGCGUGCAGUAUAAAGCAAACAUACCGAUCUUGGAGCGGGAAUAUAUGCAAGGUGUUCUGAUUAGUGAGAUGGUGGUAAACAAUGGGUUUUCACGCACAUCCAGAAGAGCAAAAAGGAAACAGAAAAGACUUGUUAAAGAAGCUAAGAAGCCCGGGGAAGUUGUUAUUAAAGGUCACCGAAGUUAUGAUUUGAUGCUCAAUUUGCAGCUUGGAAUCAGAUACACAGUGGGGAAAAUUACGCCCAUACAAAGGCGAGAAGUACGGACAGCAGACUUUGGACCUCGGGCUAGUUUUUGGAUGAAUUUUCCUCGAGCUGGUUCCACGAUGACUCCUCCUCACCGCUCGGAAGAUUUUAAAUGGAAGGACUAUUGUCCAAUGGUAUUCAGGAACCUGAGGGAGAUGUUCAAGAUCGAUGCAGCAGAUUACAUGAUGUCCAUUUGUGGAAAUGAUACCUUAAGAGAGCUUUCUUCUCCAGGGAAGAGCGGCAGCGUCUUCUUCCUAUCUCAGGAUGAUCGGUUCAUGAUUAAAACACUCAGGAAAUCUGAAGUCAAGGUUCUCUUGAGGAUGCUUCCAGAUUACCAUCAUCAUGUGAAAACCUAUGAGAACACACUCAUUACUAAAUUCUUUGGCCUUCACAGAAUCAAACCAUCAAGUGGUCAAAAGUUCCGCUUUGUGGUGAUGGGUAACAUGUUCUUUACAGAUCUGAGAAUUCAUCGGAGAUUUGACCUUAAAGGUUCGUCAUUGGGACGAUCUGCAAACAAAGUCGAGAUAGACGAGAACACGAUACUUAAAGAUUUGGAUCUGAACUACUACUUCUACUUGGAACCUUCUUGGCGGGAAGGUUUACUAAGGCAACUAGAGAUCGAUAGCAAGUUCUUAGAAGACCAGAACAUAAUGGAUUACAGCCUUUUGCUCGGUGUUCAUCAUCGAGCUCCAGAGCACUUAAGGUCCCAAUUGAUCCGUUCUCGAAGUACAACAGCUGAAGCGUUAGAAAGUGUAGCCGAAGAUGAUACAAUUGAGGACGACGUGUUGGCUUACCACCAAGGAUUGGUUCUUGUUCCUGGCGGAAGUGACAGUAUUGUAACUGGCCCUCACAUCAGAGGCAGUAGAUUACGGGCAUCCGCUGCUGGCGAUGAAGAAGUCGAUCUCCUUCUUCCUGGAACAGCCAGGUUGCAGAUACAGCAAGGAGUGAACAUGCCGGCAAGAGCAGAGCUAAUACCGGGAAGAGAAGAGAAAGAUAAGCAGAUUUUACAUGAAUGCUGCGACGUCGUGCUUUACCUCGGCAUUAUAGACAUAUUACAAGAGUACAACAUGACCAAGAAGAUCGAGCACGCUUACAAAUCUCUUCAUUUCGAUUCUAUUUCGAUCUCAGCCGUUGAUCCAACGUUCUACUCUCAACGUUUUCUUGAAUUCAUCAAGAAAGCGUUUCCACAGAACAACAACUCAUAG
Arabis nemorensis is the source of this 2448-nucleotide messenger RNA. NCBI's taxonomy places the organism in Eukaryota, Viridiplantae, Streptophyta, Magnoliopsida, Brassicales, Brassicaceae. The record is from the annotation of a GenBank genome assembly.